CUCGGACUCCCGCUGGAACAGGGUUCACUUGCGACUCCCAACUCGCCGGGCCCGGAUCACCCCGCUCAGAGUCUGGACUGUAGUGGACGGCUGCUCUACCGUCGUCCUCCAUGAGAUUUGUCGUCGAGUUCUUCUCGCUCCUCCUCAAACAGAUAUAUUGAGAUUCGGCCGUCGCUGGUCCUGUCCCUGCUUCCUCGUCGCUGUGCCUUCACCGCCGCACCAGUAGCACGAUUCCACCACCAUGGCUGCGACGAGCGUGGACACGGAGAGCGGGCGCCGUCCGUCCGCCGAGAAGAAGGGCGUUGGGACCGGGGCCGGGUCGCCUGAGAGCGCCUCGAUCCAGACCAUCGGUGACCACACCCAUCGGACGCUGAAGUCGCGUCAUAUUCAACUGAUCGGCAUUGGCGGCACCAUCGGGACGGCGUUGUACGUCCAGAUCGGCAAAGGCCUUAUCGCUGGGGGACCGGCGAGCUUGUUCAUCGCGUUCACCGUGUGGUGCACCUUCAUCCUGGCCAUCACGCUUUGCAUGGCCGAGAUGGUCACCUACCUCCCCAUCUCUUCGCCCUUCAUCCGGUUCGCCGGCCGGUACGUCGACGAGGCGUUCGGUUUCGCCGCCGGGUGGAACUUUUUCGUCUUCGAGGCGGCCAUGGUGCCGUUCGAGAUCACCGCGUGCAACGUCAUCAUCCAUUACUGGAGCGACGUGGUGCCCGCGGGCGGCAUCAUCGCCAUCACCAUCGUCCUCUACGGCCUCAUCAACGUCCUCGCCGUCAAAUGGUAUGGCGAAGUCGAGUUCUGGGCCGCCCUCGGUAAGAUGCUGCUCAUCGUCGGCCUGAUCAUCUUCACCUUUAUCGUGAUGCUCGGCGGCAACCCGCUCGGCGACCGCUUCGGCUUCCGGCACUGGCAAAACCCGGGCGCGUUCGCCGUGACGUACCGCGACGGCGACCUCGGCCGGUUCCUGGGGUUCCUCCAGUGCCUCAUCCAGGCCUCCUUCACCAUCGCCGGGCCGGAUUACGUCUCGAUGGCCGCCGGCGAGGCUGAGAACCCGCGCAGAGUGAUGCCCCGCGCCUUCAACGCCGUGUUCUACCGCCUGACCGCCUUCUUCGUGCUCGGGUCCCUGGCCGUCGGCAUCCUCGUCCCGCACAACGACGCCGAGCUGAAACUGGCCUUCAGCACCGGCGCACCCGGCGCGGCCGCAUCCCCGUACGUGGUCGCCAUGAACCGGCUGCGCAUCGGCGUGCUGCCGCACAUCGUCAACGCCAUGGUGCUCACCGCGGCCUUCUCGGCCGGCAACAGCUACGUCUACUGCGCCUCGCGCUCGCUCUACGGCAUGGCGCUGGAGGGCAAGGCGCCCGUCAUCUUCACGCGCUGCACGCGCAAUGGCGUGCCCAUCUACGCGGUCGGGCUGGUGCUGGCCAUCGCCCUGCUGGCCUUCCUGCAGGUGUCCAACAAUGCGGCCGUCGUGCUGCAGUGGUUUGUCAGCCUUGUCACGGCCAGCCAGCUGAUCAACUUCAGUGUCAUGGCGCUGACCUACCUGCGCUUCCAUGCCGCGCUGAAGGCGCAGGGCAUCGCGAGGGAGACGCUGCCGUACCGCGCCUGGCUGCAGCCGUAUGCGGCGUGGUACGGCCUGGCCGGGUGCUUCGUCAUGACCUUCGUGGGCGGGUAUUCGGUGUUUCUGCCGGGCAACUGGGAUGUGCCGACGUUUCUGUUCUCGUACGUUUAUGUUACAUUUCGGAGAUGGUGGGAAGGAAUCUACAAAAUGCUGACAACACUGCUAGAUACACCAUGAUUGCCAUCUGCCCUCUGCUUUACGUUGGGUUCAAGCUGGUCAACAAGACCAAGAUCUACCGCCCCGAGGAGGUGGACUUGUUGAAGAACAUGGAUGAGGUC
Molecule: messenger RNA, 1887 nt
Organism: Chaetomium strumarium
Lineage: Eukaryota; Fungi; Ascomycota; Sordariomycetes; Sordariales; Chaetomiaceae
Product: amino acid permease/ SLC12A domain-containing protein
Exons: 2
Coding region: 242-1786 (514 amino acids)
Biological process (GO): amino acid transmembrane transport
Cellular component (GO): membrane
Molecular function (GO): amino acid transmembrane transporter activity
Source: RefSeq, a predicted model, not a curated record